AUGCAUUUGGAGAAGGUUUUUGAAACCUUACAAAGAGAGAAGCUAUAUGCACAACUCAAGAAGAACAUCCUUUAUACUAACAGUGUUUGCUUUCUUGGUUACAUAGUAACUAGUGCUGGUAUUCAAGCUAACCCAAGCAAGAUCGAGGCAAUCAUAAGUUGGCCAAUCCCUAGGUCAAUUUCGAAUAUACGGAGCUUUCAUGGAAUGGUGUCCUUCUAUCGACGAUUUAUCAAAAAUUUCAGCACUUUGGUUGCCCCUAUAAUUGAGUGUUUGAAAGAAGUCAUGUUCAAGUGGAAUGAAGAAGCUCAAAAGAGGAUUGAAUUGGUAAAAAAGGAGAUGACACAAGCUCCUAACCUUCAGUUACCUAACUUUGAUGUUUUAUUUGAAGUAGAAUGUGAUGCUUUGGGUGUUGGUGCUGGAGGAGUUAUUAGCCAGGAAGGUGUCCCGUGGCGCGAGAAGCUGAGUGGAUCUAAAUUGAAGUACUCCGCCUAUGAAAAAGAUUUCUAUGCUACUCUUCGCGUGUUGCAACUUUGGAGUAAUUAUUUAUUACCAAGAGAGGCAGAAAAGUAUCUUAGUCACCAACAAAAGCUCAACGCAAGGCAUGGAAAUGGGGAGAGUUUCUUCAGAAUUUUCAGUUCGUAA
Molecule: messenger RNA, 642 nt
Organism: Nicotiana attenuata
Lineage: Eukaryota; Viridiplantae; Streptophyta; Magnoliopsida; Solanales; Solanaceae
Exons: 1
Coding region: 1-642 (213 amino acids)
Source: RefSeq, a predicted model, not a curated record